UUUGACAGAGAGAGAUUCAGCGCAGAGUUCCCGACAUGAGCGACAGUGCAGCCGCCGAAACCGCUCCUCCAGCCUCCGCCAGCACCAAACCCAAGUCUCCCAAGAAGAAGAAGGCGACAGCUCCCAGGAAGAAACCAGCCGGUCCCGGGUUGGGCGAGCGGAUUGUGAAGAUUGUCGGGGAGAACAGCGAUCGGAAGGGAACGUCUCUGGUCGCUAUAAAGAAGGCGCUGCAGAGAAGCGGGGUCAAUGUGGAGAAGCAAAAUGCACAGAUCAGGAUGGCUGCCAAGAGGUGCCUGGCGAAAGGCUCCCUGGUUCUGGUGAAGGGCCAGGGCGUCUCCGGCUCCUUCAAACUCGCAAAGAAUCCAGUCAAGACAAAAGUGGGAAAGAAGGCGAGACCAGCAGCAGCCGCCAAGAAAGCAGCCGUGAAGAAAACAACGAGCAAGAAGGUGGCAGCGAAGAAAGCGACAGGCAAGAAAGCGGGCGGCAAGAAGGCAGCAACGCCGAAGAAACCGGCGAAGAAAGCAACGCCGAAGAAAAAGACUCCCGUGAAGAAAGUGAAAAAGACCAAGAGCCCCAAGGCCGCAAAGCCGGCCCCGAAAUCGGCGAAGGCAAAGGCCAAGCCCAAAGCGAAAGUGACCAAGAAAGCAGCAAAGAAAUGAUGCAGUCGGUGUAACAUGUAACAACCUGAACCCAAAGGCUCUUCUCAGAGCCACCACAUCUUUCAGGAGAGAGCUGAGCCCGGAUCAAAUGAUCCCUGUCCUAGCUCCGAGUGCAGGAAUAAUUUAGACACUGAUUUAUGUGAAUAACCGUUCCGUAUUUACCUAUCGGAUUUACACUCAGCCCCUCUUCCAUACUCUACAAUAUGUGAGUGUGAGGUCCUGCUCACAUAGACCAUAGGCUCUAGUGCUUUGUCAGUUCAUGUCAGUCUGCUUGUCACACAUGCAGGGAGAGAGUCUCAAAGAGUCAAACACAGGCUCUGAAACCCCUCUUCACCACACAAUCCUCAAGAAAUGAUUUUGUCUCAUUCAGCUGGGGGAAUAGAA
Stegostoma tigrinum is the source of this 1043-nucleotide messenger RNA. Its product is annotated as histone H1-like. The coding region runs from base 36 to 659 and encodes 207 amino acids. Lineage: Eukaryota; Metazoa; Chordata; Chondrichthyes; Orectolobiformes; Stegostomatidae. Gene Ontology annotation, biological process: nucleosome assembly. Gene Ontology annotation, cellular component: nucleosome. The record is from RefSeq and is a predicted model, not a curated record. Gene Ontology annotation, molecular function: DNA binding; structural constituent of chromatin. The transcript has a single exon.